Echinops telfairi (small Madagascar hedgehog) is the source of this 3647-nucleotide messenger RNA. RefSeq names its product nuclear factor I C (gene NFIC). Gene Ontology annotation, molecular function: DNA-binding transcription factor activity, RNA polymerase II-specific; RNA polymerase II cis-regulatory region sequence-specific DNA binding. Bases 1 to 1566 code for a protein of 521 amino acids. Gene Ontology annotation, biological process: regulation of transcription by RNA polymerase II. The record is from RefSeq and is a predicted model, not a curated record. NCBI's taxonomy places the organism in Eukaryota, Metazoa, Chordata, Mammalia, Afrosoricida, Tenrecidae. The transcript has 11 exons. Gene Ontology annotation, cellular component: nucleus.
AUGGCCUUCGGGGUCCCAGGGUCCCAGUUCCUUCUGGCCCGAGCCUUCGUUUCUGCAUUAUGCACUGAGCUGGGCGAUGAGUUCCACCCGUUCAUCGAGGCGCUGCUGCCUCACGUCCGCGCCUUCGCCUACACCUGGUUCAACCUGCAGGCGCGGAAGCGCAAGUACUUCAAGAAGCACGAGAAGCGGAUGUCCAAGGACGAGGAGCGGGCGGUGAAGGACGAGCUGCUGGGCGAGAAGGCCGAGGUCAAGCAGAAGUGGGCGUCGCGGCUGCUGGCCAAGCUGCGCAAGGACAUCCGGCCCGAGUGCCGCGAGGACUUCGUGCUAGCCAUCACGGGCAAGAAGGCGCCGGGCUGCGUGCUCUCCAACCCCGACCAGAAGGGCAAGAUGCGCCGCAUCGACUGCCUGCGGCAGGCCGACAAGGUGUGGCGCCUGGACCUGGUCAUGGUCAUCCUCUUCAAGGGCAUCCCGCUGGAGAGCACGGACGGCGAGCGCCUGGUCAAGGCCGCGCAGUGCGGCCACCCGGUGCUCUGCGUGCAGCCGCACCACAUCGGCGUCGCCGUCAAAGAGCUGGACCUCUACCUGGCCUACUUCGUGCGCGAGCGAGAGGCUGAGCAGAGUGGCAGCCCCCGAGGGGGCAUGGGCUCCGACCAGGAGGACAGCAAGCCCAUCACGCUGGACACAACCGACUUCCAGGAGAGCUUCGUCACCUCCGGUGUGUUCAGUGUCACGGAGCUCAUCCAGGUGUCCCGCACACCCGUGGUGACUGGAACAGGACCCAACUUCUCCCUGGGGGAGCUGCAGGGCCACCUGGCAUACGACCUGAACCCAGCCAGCACUGGCAUGAGAAGGACGUUACCCAGCACUUCAUCCAGUGGGAGCAAGCGGCACAAAUCGGGCUCGAUGGAGGAAGACGUUGACACGAGCCCCGGCGGCGAUUACUACACGUCGCCCAGUUCUCCCACGAGUAGCAGCCGCAACUGGACAGAGGACAUGGAAGGAGCCAUCUCGUCCCCGGUGAAGAAGGCAGAGAUGGACAAGUCCCCGUUCAACAGCCCGUCGCCCCAGGACUCGCCGCGCCUCUCCAGCUUCACGCAGCACCACCGGCCUGUCAUCGCUGUGCACAGCGGAAUCGCCCGGAGCCCUCACCCAUCCUCGGCCCUGCACUUCCCCACAACGUCCAUCCUGCCCCAGACGGCUUCCACGUAUUUCCCCCACACGGCCAUCCGCUACCCGCCUCAUCUCAACCCGCAGGACCCGCUCAAAGAUCUCGUCUCGCUGGCCUGCGACCCAGCCAGCCAGCAGCCUGGACCGUUAAAUGGAAGCAGUCAGCUCAAAAUGCCCAGUCACUGCACCCCAGCCCACAUGCUGGCUUCGCUGCCCCCAGGGCUGCCGCGGCUGGUGCUCCCCCCCACCGCCAAACCCACCACCACCUCCGAGGGAGGAGCCACGUCGCCAGCCUCGCCCACCUGCUCUACGCCCGGCUCGGCCCCUGCAAACCGUUCCUUUAUGGGAUUAGGACCGAGGGAGCCCGCUUAUCAGGCACAGUCCUGGUAUCUGGGGUAACCAAGGUCUCCCCCGCGCCCCUCCGCCAUCGCCCCUGGACUCCCGGAGGGCAGCCCAGCCGGCCCCCGGCCCACGUUCUCUGUGGGAAGUUAGAACGAUCGAGAACACCACCCCGCUGCCUGGCCGCCGCAGGGCAGCUGACAAGAGACACACAGACCCGAGACUCAGAGGAGGGAGACUUUUAGCGAAGGAGAAGACCGUGGAACAGGACCAGAGAAGGCAAACAGGAACAAAAGCGGGAAAAGAUUUUAAAGAAACAAACACCGACAACCCCGCCCGCCCACCCACCCCACCGAGAAGACGCGGCGAGGUGCAGGGGCCGGGCUGCUGACCGGGGACCCAGAAACAAGGCCGGGGGGGCUGGUGCCUGACUGACUCAUCUCCGGGCUGCCUGCUGCUCUGAAGGACAGACACCCCACCAGGGCUCCCCCAGGCCCUGCCUGCCCAGAGACAGGUGAGCAAGCCCCGGCUGCCAUUCAGCUGGUGCGGCCCCCACAAGGACGUCCACCCGGCCCCCCACCAUGGGGUUUGCCAAAGAAGGGGGGCGGGCACACGUGGGCCACCCCAGUGAGGUGGCAGCCGGGGUGUUGGGCUCGGCCAGAGGCUGUCCCCCAAACCCCCCCCCUCCGCGUGCUCUUUUGGGACCCCGUCUUUCAGCCCUCGUGCCGUCCCCCCCAUGGCGGGUUUGGGAGGAGAAGUCUCUAUGCAAUUAACCCCUGGCACCCCGACAUCGGAGGCCCUCCUCCCCCUGCGCCCCGGAAGGGUCGUGUUGCACACAGCGGUGAGAAACGCACUUUCAAGGGGGUGCAGGGCCUGUAGGCCCAGAGCUCCUGGUUCUGUUGGGGAGGCGGGUAUCGGGACACUCUGGCCUGGGUGGGGAUGACCCCUCCCCCGGCCCGUGGGGUGGGGGGCAAGGAGCGAGUGGUUCUAAGUGCCUGAUUCCUGCCGCCCGCCCCCCUGUCCAGCUAGGACCGAGUGGCCGCGGUGUCCUCCCCUUUCCCCUCUCCCUCUCCCCCCGCAGCCCAGUCACCUCCCGUCUGGGACCGCCCCCCAUUGCUGUGCCCCCCACAAACCUGGAGAUGGGACCCUGAGCGGGCCCAAGGGGCGGAGCUGAGGGUCCCCCAGCACCCUGCCCUGCAGGGCAUAGGGGUCCUGGGGAAGCCGGUACCGCCCCCCCCCCCCCAGUGCCUUACAACCUGGAGUGACACCGUCCUGGUGCCCCCCAGCCCCCAGGGACCUCGGUUUGCACUUUCAUCUUCCCGGGGGCUUCUGGGAACAGGCAGGAUUGGGGUGGGCCUGGCUAGCCGGGAGAGGGGAUCCGGCAGGGGAAGCGGGGUAUGUGGGCUGAGGGUGCCAUCCGCUAAGCAGUUCUCUGUUGAGCAGCUCCAAAAACACUAAGCUGGGGAUACCCCAGGGGCCUGUCCCCAAGCCCCCCUAGGCUCGCCAUUUAGGGCGGGGGGCCGGGGGAGAGGUCCACCAUGUACCCCAGCCCCACUGACCUCCUGCACACCUGGCACUAAGGGGAUCGCUCCCCCUUCUUGGGUCCAGGCCAAAGCCAUCCCCAAGAACAGGCUGCCACCAUCCCCAUCUCCCAUCCGCUCUCCAGACCCCCUCCCCCCUUGAGGCCCCCACCCCCGCCACGGAACCAACGCUCUUCUCCCAAACCAGCUCCAGGGGCCCAGCAAGCCCCCUGCCGGCCUCCAGGUUAGACACCUCAGGCCAGGAGCCCUCUGGCCAUCCGUCCGCCCUCAGGGCCCCUCCAGCAGGUGGCCGCCCACUGGGGACCAAGGUGUGGGUCUGGGCAGCGGUGGGGGGGGGGGCGGCUCUUUGACCUGGAACCUUAUGGUGUCGGGGCGAGGGAUGGGGGGCUGCACUCUGGGGAGACCCAGUGGCUCCCCCUCCCCCGGGGACCGCAACGAGAACCAUCUCUUUACCUAACUGCAUGGUGCUUUGCAGAGACCUGGUGCUGCCCGGCUCCAGGGUGAGCCGGCAGCUGAUGCGACAUGCAUGGCGAUGACUGCGUAGCUCUGUCCCCCUCCCGCCCCCUGCCCCAGUCCUGUCCCUCCCUCCUCGUUUAAAAA